Messenger RNA from Ahaetulla prasina, 4683 nucleotides. RefSeq names its product transmembrane protein 178B-like. Gene Ontology annotation, cellular component: membrane. The transcript has 4 exons. Bases 1067 to 2002 code for a protein of 311 amino acids. NCBI's taxonomy places the organism in Eukaryota, Metazoa, Chordata, Lepidosauria, Squamata, Colubridae. The record is from RefSeq and is a predicted model, not a curated record.
UCCAAACUCUCCAAUGACCCAGCUAGAAAAGCUGUUGAUGGAGCAGCAAGGACUGACCUAACUGAGGAAGCCAGGGAUUGACGCAACUGGCUGACAUAUGUUCCUUCAACCAUUUCCACUGGACUUGAGUUCAGUUCCUAUUGAUGAAAACAAUGGGGGAGGGGACCUUGUUGCCCACUUCCCCAUUGCAACUCCCUAGUUGCUCUGAAGGACAUCUUUGCUGCUUCCCUCCAAAAGGGCCAUUCUCCCUCCUCAAAAAAAAACAAAAAAAAAAAAACACCAACGUAAAGGGAGGAAGGUUGUGGGUUGCGAUUUUUUUGUUAGCCAUGGGAAGGAAGUGCUUCUGUGGGAAGACAGAACCCAACAUAAGGGACACCAGCAAGAUGGUGUCAAACAAGCUGAAGGACAAGGCUAUCUGAAGCUGGCCUUGGUGUUCUUUGCAUAUAGUGAAAUGAAGAGAAAGAAGUCCCCUUCAGAAUAUUUUCCCAUUCAAAACACUCUGGAAGUCUGUGGUCCUGAUACUCAGAGGUCAAAGUCAGCAGCUUAUAGCAAUUCUGACUACGGUGUGUCACACACCAUUGGAGCACACACACACACACCCCUACAUACCAUUUCGAUUUGAGCAACAUGCGCCUAGGAUUGAAUCCUGUCAGUGAUCAUAUAUGUAAAUAGUCAUUUCAAACAUAGAAUAAAGGCUACUCCGAGAUUUAUUAUGCAGAAACUCGCACCCAGGGUUGAAAUAGCCUGGAUCCGAAAUCUACUUUUUUGGGUGGGAGGGAAGGCGAGGAGGGGGGGAGAAUUUCUCUUUCUCUCCUCCAGCCCGUCCCUGUCUUGCGCAAAAGAAGCCUGGCGCUGGUCCCGUCCCAUCCCACCCGGUCCCAUAAUUUAAGCCCGGGGGGUAAGGAAGCUACGAGAGCCUGCAGGGGUGGGUGGGGAGGAACGGGUCCGGUGGCUGACUGGCUGGCUGGCUGGCUGGCGCUGUGGCCCCCCGGCCGGGCUGCAGGGGGAGCAGCAGUGGCGGGCGGCGCGACUCGGCGGCGGCGGCGGCCGCGGCGGCGCGGGGAAGAUGGCGGCCGCAGCUCAGGCGCUGAGCUGCUCCGGGCUGCUGCUGGCCGCCGCCGCCCUGGCCCUGCUGACCGUGGCCAUCGGCACCGACUCCUGGUAUGAGACCGACGCCCGGCGACACCGGGAGCGCUGCCGGGGUUUCGGCCACAAGCGCAACGCCAACAGCAACGACCCGCCGGGUUCCAUGUCAGCGCCCAGCCCGCAUCUUCCACUCCGCGCCCGACCGCCUCGGGCCCUGGUGGCCGGCCAGACUCCGCCAUCGGCUCGGCUCCCGGUUGCUGCGGCUGCCUUGGAAUCGCAGUGCGGCCGCCGCUUCAACUCCACCGUCUCCGGCUUGUGGCGGCGCUGUCACCGCGCAGGCUUCGAACCCGAGAGCGAGGAGCUUAUCCGGAAAGGUGCGGAGGGCAACGAGCGAGCGACGCGCCCCAUUCCGUGGGCAGGAGUCAUUCAACGAUGCACAGCUGUGAAAUAUCAUUACACAUCAUCUUCCCUGCCACGCAACUUGCCUAUUAAUGUUACAAAUACCAUCCGCCAGGAUGAGUGGCACGCUCUCCACCUGCGGAGAAUGACAGCUGGCUUCAUCGGUAUGGCGGUGUCCAUAAUCCUCUUUGGAUGGAUCAUUGGCAUGCUGGGUUGCUGUCAACAGCAUGAGCUCAUGCAAUAUGUAGCUGGACUGCUCUUCCUUAUGGGAGGGACAUGCUGUAUCAUUUCCCUUUGCACGUGCGUGGCAGGGAUAAAUUUUGAGCUGUCUCGCUACCCUCGGUACGUUUACGGAUUACCAGAAGACAUCAGCCAUGGCUAUGGCUGGUCCAUGUUCUGCGCUUGGGGUGGCCUGGGACUGACGCUGCUGGCCGGAUUCUUAUGCACCCUCGCUCCCUCUCUCAAUACCCCUCGGACUGUUGUACAGAAACCCAGACAGGAAAAUGGAGCUGUGUGAUGUGGAGAAUACCAGCGAGUCUUAUUAGCCCACCGCCCGUUACCAGAACACAGUGUGGACAUUUUGAGAUCUGCAAACCAGGUUGGAACUAAGGGGUUGCUUUGGCAAAGUCCUGGAGGAAUGCCAGCCCGUGAUUCUUCUGUCUGCCUGUUUCUGAAUUCACAUCAACCGCCUGGGUUAAUUCUUAGUCCUGUUUUUUCUACGAGGCAGUUUUCUGUUAAAUAGGCUUGUGGUGCUAUAAGACCUGUUGAUCGUUUAAACGGCAUCAGCUUUUUCUUAGGAGCAGAAGCCAGUGUGAAUUCUGUUUGAUGCCAAGGAGUUUUAUUUCCAAGAACUGGAAGGUCAAUUAGAAGGGAAAGCCAAGGAAAACAAUCUGCCCAGUCCAGUCUCAGAACUGAUUCUCUUUUGAGCAGAGACCCAAUGCUGGAAUUGGCUCGUUACCCUGCAGAAAUCCUUGGUCCAGAUGAAGGCUUUAAACAUUCAAGAGAGGGAAAUAUUCUCAAAUCCAGGCUGUUCAGUAUCUGUAUCUUGUUAGUUCUGGAAGUCAAAUAUGCAUUAAGUACCUUGGAGUAAAGUGCGUAUUAGACCUUCAGAUGCUUAAAAGAAUAUUUCCACAAGGGGGCAAGUUGCAAUGAUGUAAUCACCCAAACAGUGGAACCAGUUCAAGGGUUGCACAAAUCUGAUGUGGUCCUUUGCUCCCUUGCAACGAUCUUGUUGACUGAAGUAAGACCCCUAUGUGCAUUUGCAAAGGGGGAAAAAAUCGCAAGUGAAGUGAGUCAGGGAGCCAGGGCCACUCUUCAAAUCGUGUAGCUGCUCUAAAAGGCAACCUAAAGAUUUAUGGUCCACUUUCAAUCCUUCCAGAAUACAGAAGAAACUUUGUUUUGGAAAAGGAGCACAGACCCUAAAAAUCUGACAUUUUCUCUUGUAACCCAUAAGGAGGCAUAACUCAUAAGAGGGAUCCACAGUAUACAGAUAAUUAACAAGCUGAGCCUAACUCAGGAACAUCAACAAUGGUGCUGAAGGGAAGCCCUGGUCUUUCCUCAUUGUACUUCUUUACUGUCUCCCCCAAAGACUGCACAGAACCCUUUGUUGAAGGGCUGUUUACAUUGUAUUUUGAAGUGGCAUGUAAUUAAUUACUCAGUGCUAAAGUUAAUGUAUUCAUGGCAAGUGUGAUUUUUAAAUGGAAGUUGUACAUUUCAAGAGGCAUUAAAUUAAAAGGCUUGGUUACGUUAAAAGAGCAAUUCUCUGGCUUUUGAUUUCUUCUACGUGUUACAGCUGCAAAACAAAACCCUGUUACAUCCUAUUUAGUAUCUCUACAGCAGUGGUUCCCAACCAGUGUGCCGCGGCACUAAGGGGUGCCGUGAGAUCUUUUGAGGGUGCCGGGAACUUUUGAGCUACGGAGAUUUUAAAUAUCUAUUUCCUUAUAAGGGUGCCGGGAACUUUUGAAAGGCUUUCCAAGGGUGCCUCAAACAAGAAAAGGUUGUGCCUCAAACAAGAAAAAGUUGGGAACCACUGCUCUACAGGAAUAAGGAAGCAUCAUGGGAUGAAAAGUAUCAGUCCUGGGAACCAAAUCUCAAGAUAAACAGGCAUUUGUAAUCAGGACCAAUUUGACAGCAGAAUAAGGAGCUGACUUUUCCUCCCCUCUUAAUGUUUUACAUAAUUUAUCUGACCAGGUAAGCAAACUGUAGUCUACCAAUUACAUAUGUACUCAACAUAACAAGUGAACAGAAGAGAAGCAGGAACUGAUGAUUUACUGUAAUACAUUGGAGGCUAUUUAGUGAGGAGCUAUCAGCCUACUUGUCAAUGAUAGCAUAUAUUCCAACAAAUCAGCAUUUUCACAUAAACUUAUAGAGUUAUUAUCUGUAAGAUGCCGCCAAAUGAAAAACAUUUAUGUUUUUCUAAUAAGAGUGAUUUUCAGAUAGGCAAUGAAAUUCAAUGGGCACCUAUAAAAGACUUUAAGAGAGCAAUGGUGGCACAGGGAUUAGAAUGCAUAUUGCAUGGUCUAUCAACGGCCAGCAGUUCAAUCCCAACAGGGUCAAGGUUGAUUCAAUCUUUCAUCCUUCUGAGGUCAGUAAAAUGAGGAUCCAGAUUGUUGAGAGAAAUAUGCUGGCUCUGUAAACUGCUUAGAGGGGGCUGCAAAGCACUAUGAAGUGGUAUAUAAGUCUAAAUGCUAUUGCUAAUCACCCUUCCAUAAUAAAAACAUCUAUAAAAAACAAUGUUCCAACCAUCACAAAAACAUGUUUUUAUAUCCUUAAAAGACAAUUUAAGGGUUUAACCAUAAAAGGAAUGAUUGUAGACUUAGAGGCAACUGAAUUUUCUUGUUUUCCUUGAAAAUGUUUCUCUUCCCCAGUUUGUUUUCAAGAGAAAAAACCAAAGAAGUCCAGUUGCCUUUUGAAAAGCAUGUUUGAGAGCACCAUGACCUGGAUAACUGAGACUCUCCCUAGGGACUUAGGGAGUACUAAGGUCCUGUCAAAAAGUGAUUGAACUGAUAGGAAAGGGCACCCAUAAAGCUACGAUAAAAAGGAUUAAAGAAAUUUUAAAGAAAAUGAGAUCACUUGUUCAAGAAAAAGGGAGAAUCAAGAGGAUCAGUUGUUUCCAAAAUGCCAGAUAUUACUUUAAAAAUGCAAUAGAUGUUAGAUAUAUCUUGUGCGUCAAAUCUGAGAAAGUGCUAUCAAAUCACA